Messenger RNA from Periophthalmus magnuspinnatus, 994 nucleotides. Its product is annotated as E3 ubiquitin-protein ligase CCNB1IP1. Bases 15 to 800 code for a protein of 261 amino acids. Gene Ontology annotation, molecular function: ubiquitin protein ligase activity. The transcript has 4 exons. The record is from RefSeq and is a predicted model, not a curated record. Gene Ontology annotation, cellular component: synaptonemal complex. Lineage: Eukaryota; Metazoa; Chordata; Actinopteri; Gobiiformes; Gobiidae. Gene Ontology annotation, biological process: reciprocal meiotic recombination.
UGUAUUUUUCAGCCAUGGCUAUGACUCUGUGUGAUGACGCACUUCUCUGUAACUUCCCAAAGUGUCGGGCAAAGCUCAGUGGCUUUGCGUGGGUCACUGCCUGCUCGCAUGUAUUCUGUGAUCAGCAUGGCUCUGGACAGUUCAGCCGCUCACCUGCCAUCUGCCCGGCGUGCUCCUCCGCUCUCUCUGGAAAACUGGACAUAGUCCGCACUGAGCUGUCGCCCUCAGAGGACUACAAAGCCAUGGUCCUGGCAGGUCUGCGGCCGGACAUAGUUCUGGACAUCAGUACACGAGCACUUGCUUUCUGGAACUAUCAGGUUCACCAGGAGCGCAUGUAUCAGGAAUACAGCUUGUCAAGGGCUGAGGGUCAACUGAAGCAAAUGGAUAAGGUUUUGACACAACAAAAUCAGAGCAGAGAAUUGGAGCUCUCUGCCAUGAGAGGAGAAAUUGCAUCCUUGAAAAAGAUGAUGGAAGAGUACAAGAGAAAGUACAGUGAGGUGUCUGAAAGGCUGAUGGAGAGAAACAGGCAAUAUCAAAAAUUGCAGGGGCUUUAUGACUCCCUCAGAAUGAGGAACAUGGUGGUUGGAAUGGGAGAUAGAGAGAUGCCUAACCACGAACAUCAUGACUUCAAUGCAGGGAUGGCUCGACUCACAACGCCCCAGAGCCCACAGUUCCUCUCUGUGGGCCAUGACGGGGACAGUAGGUUCUUCUCGUGUCUGGAGCAGGAAGGAGCAAAGUCAUUCUUUCAGUUCAGCACCCCUACAAAGGAUAAGGGCCGCACUCUUGUCAAGAAACACUGAGAGGGGCAUUAAUGACAUGAAUUUUUGAAGUGGUCAUUUAGGAUAUAGCAUAACAAUCAAUCUUAUCUAAUGGUGUACUAUAUGAUAGAGCUUGUUAAUAUGUUUUGGUAUAUUAUUUAAUAUAGUUGUUAAGUUAUUUACUACAUAUGCAAUAAUACAGUUGGCAUAUUUACAGAUGAAUAAUAAAAUGUAAU